This is a messenger RNA of Penicillium chermesinum, 945 nucleotides long. RefSeq lists its product as uncharacterized. NCBI's taxonomy places the organism in Eukaryota, Fungi, Ascomycota, Eurotiomycetes, Eurotiales, Aspergillaceae. The coding region runs from base 1 to 945 and encodes 314 amino acids. The record is from RefSeq and is a predicted model, not a curated record. The transcript has a single exon.
AUGACCGAAAGCCUAAGAGAUGCGGCUGGGGACAGAAAAUGGCCUGCUAUUUUCUUUGGAGACGACGCCCCACUGCCUCGAUGGAAACUCGUUGCCCUUGCCAAUCCGCCAGACGCGGAUGAUCUCGAGCAUCAACUCAUUACGACGUAUGAUGAUAAAACGCAUAUCCCUGGUGUCCAUCGAGGAAGCCAUCCAAUGUCUUACGAUGGUAAGAUUGGGCUCGGGGCUCUUGACUGGGAACUUGAAUACGGCCCGGAGUCCGGUUUCAAUGGCUUUAGCAAGGAGGAGGUGUACGAGGUUGCUUUCCGGUGCCUUGUCGAUGCAACCUACGAUUUCCUCUGCCGUGAGGAGAUCCGAGCCUGGAUCUCCCGUCAGAAAUGGUUCCAUGUCGCCAAUGUGGAUGACCCCCUGCCACCCAUUCGUCACCCGCCUAAGUUGACUUUGUUUGGGCGCGCGCGCCGCAAGGAUUCUGGAGUUUACUUCCCCAAUUUUGAGCCACUUGGCAAGAAUGGAAGACUAUUCGAUGACUUCGACCGUCCUACAUUAUGCCUUGAUAGAGGAACCAACCAAACCAGGCCCAAAAGUCCAUCGCCAUCCAAUCAAAGGCGCCGGCCUCCAAGGGACCCUCUCAUUGAGAUGAUGUUAAAGAACGAGAAUACUACGUUGGUAGCUCCAGGGAAAGUUAGUUCCUCCUUCAAUCCAACGCAUGAUUCCCCGCAGCCACAGCCUCCAAGUUCGCCAGUCUUGCCCCCAAAAGCUGGACAGCCCCAUUCUGCUGCUUUGAGCAACGUGGAAAGGGGGAGCAGUGGUCGUUCCGAUCGACCACAGCAGGGUGGGAGAUUGGCCGAGAUCUGUGAGUACAAAUGUGUUUCUUUUAGCGUUAUCCUAUUGAUUUUAAGCAUGUUCAUUUGUCUCUUUCUGUACGGCUUCAAUAUUAUCAACUAA